UAUUUGAAAUCCAUUUAUCGCUUCGCGCGGUUGUGGUUAUUGCAUUUUGCGGCGCGUGCGCAUAGACUCGUUUCAAUUUUUAUAUAUACCUACAUAGAUAUAAUGGGUGGUAAUUAUUCCGCUAUGGAUCCGAUGGAUGUCCCUGUGCCGGAUCUAACAAAAUUAUUCGAAAGAGAUGGUUAUUUGAAGCCAUAUGAACGAGAAAUUCGACGACGUUAUGCCUGCUUCAAAGACUUAUGGGUUAAGAUUGAAUCGUGGGAAGGUGGAUUGGAGGCCUUCACUACGGGAUACAGAUAUUAUGGCGUACAGUUCGGUGCAGAUGGUUCAGUGGUUUGGCGAGAGUGGGCUCCAGGUGCACAUUCCAUGCAUCUACAGGGAGAUUUCAAUGGCUGGAACCCAAAGAGCCAUCCAUUUAGGAAGUUAGAAUAUGGCAAAUGGGAACUCUAUAUACCAGAAAACCCUGACGGUUCCUGUCCCAUCAAGCACGGCAGUCGCGUACAGAUCAUUGUAAACGAUCACUUGUACAGGGUGUCCCCUUGGGCGAACUACGUCAAGCCCUUCGAGGGAUUUACGUAUCAACAAUUCAUCUACAAUCCUGAAGAGCCAUACCAAUUCAAGCACAAAAAGGUGAACAGGCCAGCAUCUUUGCGUAUUUACGAGUGUCACGUCGGAAUUGCUACAAAUGAAGGAAGAGUUGGUACCUAUUUGGAGUUUAAGGACAAUGUUCUACCUAGAAUAAAAGACUUAGGUUACAACGCAAUACAGUUGAUGGCAAUAAUGGAACACGCAUAUUAUGCCUCAUUUGGAUACCAAGUAACGAGUUUCUUUGCUGCUAGCAGUCGGUACGGCACCCCUUGCGAGCUAAAACAGCUGAUCGAUAGAGCUCACGAGCUGGGUAUAUACGUGAUGCUUGACGUAGUUCACUCCCACGCCUCGAAGAACACACUGGACGGUUUGAAUGAGUUCGACGGCACUAACGCCUGUUACUUCCACGACGGACCGCGGGGUACGCACUCCUUGUGGGACAGCAGACUGUUCAACUACUCCGAAGUCGAGGUGCUACGAUUUUUACUGUCAAACCUUCGAUGGUAUCAAGAAGAAUAUCAAUUCGACGGAUUCAGAUUCGAUGGUGUAACAUCCAUGCUGUACCAUAGCCGAGGUAUAGGUGAAGGUUUCUCAGGCCAUUACGACGAGUACUAUGGCCUGAAUGUUGACACCGAAGCUCUCGUCUACCUCAUGCUGGCGAACGAACUCAUCCACUCCAUUGAUAAAAGAGCCAUCACUAUUGCGGAGGAUGUAUCAGGAAUGCCAGCGUCCGGAAGACCGGUGUGCGAGGGUGGUACUGGUUUCGAUUACCGCUUAGGCAUGGCCAUCCCCGACAUGUGGAUCAAGCUGCUGAAGGAGGAACGAGAUGAAGACUGGAAGAUGGGUUACAUCGUCCAUACAUUGACUAACCGGCGUUGGAUGGAGGGUACUGUUGCCUACGCUGAGAGCCAUGACCAGGCUUUGGUUGGAGACAAAACUAUAGCAUUCUGGUUGAUGGACGCCACCAUGUACUCCCACAUGAGUACACUGAGCGAACCCAACCAGAUCAUCGAACGUGGACUCGCCUUGCAUUGUAUGAUUCGGUUCAUAACACACGUGCUCGGUGGAGAGGCGUAUCUUAAUUUUAUUGGUAACGAGUUUGGUCACCCCGAGUGGCUGGACUUCCCCCGCCAGGGGAACAACUCAUCGUACCACUACGCGCGCAGACAGUGGCACCUCGUGGACGACGAGCUCCUGAAAUACAAGUAUCUCAAUCAGUUCGACAAGGAUAUGAAUGCACUCGAGGAGAAGUAUGGCUGGUUGAGAUCUAAUCCCGCGUACGUGUCGUGUAAGCACGAAGGCGACAAAGUGAUCGCAUUCGAGCGCGCGGGACUUUUGUUCGUGUUCAACUUCCAUCCCUACCAGAGCUUCACUGACUAUCGGGUGGGAGUUGACGUAGCUGGCAAAUAUCAGGCAGUGUUGUGCUCGGACAGCAAAAGAUAUGGCGGUUUUGGACGUGUGGAACCCGACGGCGAGUUUCAUUUGACGCAGGGUAUUCCUUGGGGAAACAGAAACGAUUCAGUACAGGUCUACAUACCGUGCCGCACUGCUAUAGCAUAUGCUCGCUGUGAAGAAUAGGCCUGUUAUUAGAUUUAUUAUUUAUAUAAAUAACAAAAUUCUAGUAAAAUGUGUAAUUUUCAAUUAUAUAAAUAUCUGCACUAGUUACAACUCUGUUAUUUUAUAUUUAAGCUGUUCACUAAUAAUAUUAUAAUUAUGUUACGAGGAAAGUAUAUAUGUUGGAAUCCUACUAGUCUAGGAAAUCUGUAUAUUGCCAGUUUAUAUUAGCUCAAUAUAAUUUAAAAAUUUGGUUCAAGACAUCGAAAGUGAAUGUCUUUUAAAGUGGUUAUUGUUCUCUUUUUGUUAUUUUUUAUUAUUAUGCUAGAAAAUAAAAGAAAGCAGUAGUAAAAAAUUAUGUUAAUAUAUUUUUUUAUAAUAAACAUGUUUUCUUAAUUA
Messenger RNA from Nymphalis io (European peacock), 2538 nucleotides. RefSeq names its product 1,4-alpha-glucan-branching enzyme (gene AGBE). Gene Ontology annotation, biological process: glycogen biosynthetic process. Gene Ontology annotation, molecular function: cation binding; 1,4-alpha-glucan branching enzyme activity; hydrolase activity, hydrolyzing O-glycosyl compounds. NCBI's taxonomy places the organism in Eukaryota, Metazoa, Arthropoda, Insecta, Lepidoptera, Nymphalidae. The record is from RefSeq and is a predicted model, not a curated record. The transcript is spliced from 14 exons. The coding region runs from base 103 to 2163 and encodes 686 amino acids. Gene Ontology annotation, cellular component: cytoplasm.